This is a messenger RNA of Bicyclus anynana (squinting bush brown), 2221 nucleotides long. RefSeq names its product tetra-peptide repeat homeobox protein 1-like. Lineage: Eukaryota; Metazoa; Arthropoda; Insecta; Lepidoptera; Nymphalidae. The record is from RefSeq and is a predicted model, not a curated record. The transcript has 5 exons. The coding region runs from base 146 to 931 and encodes 261 amino acids.
UUCCCCGUAACUUAGGCAAAUGCAUUGCUAACAGCGCUCGCUAGGUCCUCCGAGUGGGGUGUUUUGUCGACUUGUAUAUAACCUUAGCGAACCUCCUUGCACCAGCAGUGGUAACAGUGCAGUGCAGUGCUGUGUAACAUCUAAUAUGAAGGCCUUUAUCACAUUCCUGUUCGUGGCUGCCUCGGUUCUGGCAGAGCCUGAGCCGAGUAAAGUCGUACAGAAACGUAGCGGCCUCGUGGGCCACUACGGAGGGGCCGUCAUAGGCCAUGGCGUAGGCCUCGGCCACGGCGUAAGCCUCGGCCAUGGUAUUGGCAUCGGCCACGGCAUAGGCUACGGUGGAGGAUACAUCAGCGGCGGGUAUGGUGGACUAGGCGCAGUCGGCAGUGGAUUAGCCCUAUCAGCAGCUCCUGUGGGACUUGCAUCCGGUGUUGGCAUCGGUGGCGUUGGUACUAUCGUUGGCGCUGACGUCCACACCACUGUGACCAAGCACAUUGGCGUGCCCGUACCAGCGCCGUACCCAGUCGCCGUUGACAGACCGGUCCCCGUACCAGUGAAGGUGGCAGUGCCAGUACCAGUAGACAGGCCUUACGCCGUGCCAGUCCCGAGGCCCUACCCAGUGGCAGUGGAGAAGCACGUCGCGGUGCCAGUGGACAGGCCUGUGCCAGUGCCAGUCCCUCAUGCUGUGCCCUACCCUGUUGUCAAACAGGUCGGCAUUCCGGUACCAGCACCCUACCCAGUACCAGUAGCCAGACCAGUUGCCGUGCCAGUCGCACAACCAGUCCCAGUCGGUAUCGUCAAAUCUAUUGUCAGCCCGGGAAUAUCAUCAGGUAUCAUCGGAUCAGGGUACCACGGCUCAGGGUACAUUGGCGGUGGAUACGGCAGCGGAUACGGCGGUGGAUUUGGUGGACACCUCCACUCUAAAAUCUGGUAAUCGAUUGAGUAGAUCAAGGCAUUAGAGGCUAGGAUGGUAAGAUUUUGUAUUAAGCCUGACCACUUGUCGUUUUUCCGUGAUUUUUUUCAAUUAACAGUUUCCAUUAUGGCACCAACAACUAUGACAGACUAUAGAGAAAUUGUUAGAUAAAGACAGCCUAAAUUAUUUAUUUUUAUAAAAAAAAGUCAGCCAUUUGUCAAGUAUUUUAAGUACUUUCUACACUUUUAUUAAGUAUGCCGUAGAGUCUAUAAAAGACUGAUUUUUAUAGAGAAAGUAUCUAUUAUCUAUUUCGAAUAUUAUUUAUCAACCAACGAAAAACAGAGAGAAAGUUAACAAUUCGACGUGUACAUUUUAUGUAUGAACACAUGUAACUUUUUACUGAAUAAUCCGAUUUUGAUGGUUUUUUUCGUGAUAAGUAAUAAUUGAUUUUUGAAAAAUACGUCAUAAUUGAACGACAUCUUGUGUUAGGGUUAAUAUAGUCAUGAUUGGUGUAAUGUGAUCUAGUGUAAAUUAGUUGUAGUGUGUGUGUAUUGUCGUGUUUGAAGCCUAAGUCUUAAGAGGAUGGGAUGUGCAAUGAAGUAGAGCCUUUUUUAACCGACUACCAAAAAGUAGGAGGUUCGGCUGUAUGUAUUUUUUUUAUCUAAUGAAUUUUAAUGAAAAUCGUUAUUUUAUGUAUGGCUAUGACUAACUCAUAUAAACAGUAGUACUCGUAUCGAAUUGAUCGGAAAAACAAAAAUUCCAAAGAUCGAAAAAAUAUUAAAUGGUGGUUCUAACACAAAGAAUAUUUUUCCAAAAGCUAAAAUAUUAGAUUCUAUAAAUCAAAAAUUAUUUGUUGUUGCUUGAAUUAUUUACCAUAAACGGCCGUUUGUACCACCUUCUGAAAAAUGUCGGAAAAUCUGACGGAAAGUUUUGUCACUUUCAUACUAUAUGUCAAAUGACAAGGACAAAACUAUUGACCAAGCUAUUCGACACUUUUGAGAAGAUGGUGAAACCAAGCCCCUAAUUUCUUUUAUAUACAGAGGCACAAUUAUCUGCCCACUUUAAUAUGACGCGAGUAUAUUAAAGUGUGCGGAUAAUUGUGCCUCUGAGUAUAGUUUAGAUGAUCUCCUCAAAAUGGCUAUAAACAAGGCUUCAAAUGUAUGUACCUGGCUUGUUUACUGUUGUAUAUAGAAUUUUUCCUUAAUUAGUACGUAAGUUUUUAUAAAAGAAGUUUAUUUCGUCUGCAGUCGACUAAAAACUAUUGAUAAAGGGACCUUUAUUUUCUAAUAAAAUGUACUUAUGAAACUAUAA